GUGGACUUCGUGCCGCAACUACCACAGAACCGCAACAUAGGCGCGGUGCAGUUAGACGUCGCCAGCAGCUGCCUGCCCUCCCUGCCCAAUAGUGCAGCGGACCAGAAAAGUACGCCCGACACUGUAGCGUCCACGGCGGAAAAUAGUCAGCAGCAGAGCAGCACGUCUGGGUCGACCGUUCCGCCACCCCCGCCGCCGCCGCCAGGGAAUGGUACUACUACCGACGCCCAGGCGCAACAACUCGACGCCAGCAAAGUGGUUGAGAGCAACAACAUGAUGGGCGGUAGUGGUUCUUGUACAACGAAUAACAAUAACCUGGUGCAGCUGGUGCAACAACAGCAGCCAGAGUCUGGUGCAACGAUGGCCGCGAGUGGCUUGAUGAUGGAGAAUACAGCCACCGCACAGGACGCUGGAGGUACAGGCGGUGGCACAAGCGGCCUCGAAAAUCAGCAAGCAAGUAAUCCAAAUAUUAACGGGGCGGCCGCGGAACAGCAGGAUCAGCUCGUCUCAAGUAGCGGUACUAGCAACAGCAACAAUGCCGGUCCGCAGCAGCAACCUGGAGGAGGUCCUUCCUCGGGUGCAGGUGCUAGCAACGGGUCAGGGGUCUUGAUGCCUGGUCAGCAACAGCUGCAACAGCUCCUGGCUCAACAACAGCAGAGCAAUAUUCCGAGCGGUGGCUAUGGCUCGUUGAACGUGGGAACAAAUCAGGCACCUGGAGCGCAACAUCUCCAGCACCUGCAGCAGCCACACGCAGUGGCAGGCCAAAACAACAAUCCGUCGGGCGGGGGUAUGAUUUUCAACGAGGUUUUAGACCAGAACAGCUUGCAGCUCGGCUCGACUAGCAUGUUGGGCACGACACAACUCGGGAGUAACUUUUCCGGCACCAGCAACAUGCUGGACCAGAAUGGUGGUAAUAAUUUCGGGAUGAACAAUGCGCCCCCGCAGCAGCAGCAACAACAGCCGUUCGGAAACUCAGCGGACCAGGUGAUUUCUCAGCACAACUCGCAGUUCAACAUGGGAAACACUACCAACACGACGCUACUGUCAUUACCGCAACAGGGCGUCGUAUCAAGUAACAGCAUGCAGCUCGACAAUGGGCAAAGCAACAUAGGGGCAGAAGGCGGCGGCAACAAUUCCUUCUUGGGUAGUGGUGGCGGCGUGGUGAGCCAGGCACAGUACAACAGUUUCCUGCAAGCCCAGCAGCAGCACCAGCUGCUCGGCAACAUGGGCGGUAGUGGCGCCAGCGGGAGUAAUCUUAUGCCUUUGCAUGCAGGGAACUUGACUCUCGAACAGCAGCAGCAAUUGCUACAGGCUAGCAACAAUCAGCAGCAAAAUCUCGGCCUGCUCAACUUGAACAGCGGCGGACCGCAAAGCAUAGCGCUCGCACAGCAGCAGCAGCAGCAGCAGCAGCAGCAAACACAAGAACAUCAGCUUCAGCAGCACAGCCUUGUGCAGCAACAGCAAGGGAACAAUAACACAGCAUCUGCGAGCAGCCGUGGUCUCAACGCGAACAGCGUUGCGUUUCAGCCGAUGCAAUCACAGCAGGUCCGAGAUCAACAGCAGUCGCAGCCGUUCAGUGGGCAACAGUGGAUGGGCGUAACGCAGCAGCAGCAGCACCAACAGAUGAUAGAAAACUCAAGCAAUUAUUGCCACAAUUCUGCGGCUUCUCGUGGCGUUGGUGCGGGCCAGGCCGCCCAGGGCUUCGCUAAUAUGGGCGGUGUCGCAAAUAACAUGAGCAAUGCUAUGAGCGACAUGAACAACGCAUCCUCGUCGAACACCGGCAACGCUGGAUUUUUAGGCUCCAGCACAAGUGCCUCGACCUCCUGUGCCACGAACAACGGUAUGCAGCAGCAGGAGCAAUUUAGUGAUGCCGCCAAGAACCGACAAGAGUUUGUGAAUGAAAUCGAUUUGCAAUUCAAGCUUCCGGAGGGGUGUCCCGGAGUGUUCAAUCUUCCGGAUCGCUCGCAGCCCCUGCAAAUGGGCCAGCAACUCACAACGUUGCCAACGAACACCAGCCAAAGUCUGGCCUACGGUGGUGGAGGACCAUCGUCCGGACAAAAUAACUCGACGCAGCAUCAAAUGCACCAGCAGCCAAAUUCAUUAUCACACGGCGCUGCUGGUGGCCAACAUCAAAAUCUAGGCGCGUCGGCCUCGUCGUCGGAACCGCAGCAGCACCAGCAAGGGCAACAAAUAUUCGGCGGACCGGGGAUCGGUCAAUCGCAGCCCGACCUGUCACAGCACCCGAUGGCCGCGAGCAGUGGACAACAUCAAGCGCAGAUGCUGCAGGGAGGUGGACAAGGUGGACAACAGCACCAGCAAUUUCAGCAUCAUCAGCCUCCAGCUUCGCAUGCAAAUCACUACAACAGCUUGCCCGGGUCGGCAGGCGGAGCGCAAAUGCAGCAGCAGCAGCAGGCUGGAACGAACACGUUCAACGUGGGUGUUGUCGGCCACAACGCGCCCGAACAAUCCGUGGCAGGACAACUCAGCAGGAUGAAUAGCGUGUCCGCCAACAACAACCAUUCUUACCACAACCAGCAGGCGAUGUUGAACCAUGGUGGAACAUCAAACACGAACUACAAUAACUCGACCAGCAGCUCGACGGGCGGCCCUUCGGGCGGCCAGCAGCAUCACCAUCAGGGUAGAAACAACUACUACAACAACUCCCAGCACUCGCACUCGCAGAGUGGUCACCACGGCUCGUCGUUUCAAGCGGGUCCGCACGAAGGCCGGGGCCACCACGGAGGGGGCAAGAGCGGCCACGGGUAUAAUUAUCACCAGCAGUACAACGAGCGGAGACAAGGCUCCAUGAGCAAAUACCAGCAGCACGAAAAGGGAGGUGGCGGCAGAGGGGGGCCCCAACAUGAUCAUGCUGACAAGGGCGACAUGAAGGGCGGGAAAAACAACAGGAACCACAGCCUGCCGCACGUGCAGUCGUCCACGUUGCACCAGCACUCAAGCUCGCACCAGCAGUCGUGGCGACAGCAGCAGGGCAUGCAGCUCGGGGGCGGGCCGAACAACAUCAACGGCAAUCCUUCGGAUCAACAUCAGCAGCAGCACCAGCCACGGGUUCGCCACCAGCAACAAACCUGCUUCGCACUCCCCGCACAGCACGCCACGCAGACGAGCUCCUGCAGUAGCGCUGCAGCGGUAGCAGGGUCUUUGACGCAGCAGACGGCUCAACAAGUAAACACGACGAGUUGCACAACUAGUAGACCCCCGGGAGGGCAUGGGCAGCAGCUGCAGCAGGCUCCUCCCCUUCCACCACAGACAGGGGUCGUUGAGCAAGACCACGAUAUUCUGCUGCGGAGCCAAACGAGACUCUGUGACCUGAUCGACUCCAGCUCCACAGAAGACACCGAGGAGCAGCGGUCACGGCGCGAGUCAAAUGGGGCGGCGCGCGGGGACGGCAGCACCGCCACCAGUAACAGAAAGUUACUGCACGCAGGUUCCUCGCAUCAAAUGGGGCAUCUUCCCGGCACCGUUGCGCUCUCUUCGGUGACCACGACGGGUUCAGACCAGUACAAGGACUAUGGUACAGCAGCCAGCAAAGGCACGAGGACGGCCAAGAGCAAUCACCUGCGCGACAUUUCGCAGCACGAAAUCAAUGAAGUCGUGCGGCGCGUGCCUGUGCAGGAUAGCGGAUCCUAUGAGAAGGACGGCUAUGGUGCUUCUGCCACGACGAGUGGCAAUCUUGCCGGGCUGGAAGUAUACGUCAUUUUUGUACAUAACGAUAUCGAUAGGGAUUUUUUAUACCAAUUUCAAUGCACGGUCUCUUCGUCUUUUUAGCUCGUUCUUGUGGGAUGCACUCUGUAGCUGCACAGCUUCUUAGUUCCCUGUGCCUAAAUCAAAUUGUAACUGUUACUCACCCUCUCAGCGGCGCGGGACAGCAAGCAGCAUGAUGGACGGGCGGCACGUGGAACCGCGAGCUGACCGUAGGAAUGAAAUGAAUGAAACGGGAAUAGCUGCCGGAAAGGGUACUGCAGAGAACUUUGGUCAUAGAGAAAUUUUCUUCGUAGAAAAUGGCUCCUCGCAGAUAGAUACUUACCCCACACCUGCUUGACAUAUGAUCGCAACAGAGCUCGCAGUAUUUCUACAAAUGAUGGAAAGGGCGGAAACAUAAAGAUAGAGGCCAUGUCACUUGUUGCAUUUGCAGCUAGUACCACUUUUUUUCCGUUCAAAUAGCGCUUGUCACAACUACUUUUUGGUUUCGUUCGCGUGUCUUCACAGGUACAGUGACUACAAACGACACCCGCACCACUGAUCAACCCAGUGGUAAUUUCGCGGCCACCGGCUUCUACGCUCCGGCUGUACCCGAGCCUCCCAAACCGCCAAAACUUGGCAAAGAUUGCGACGGGCUGGACGCGGAUGCGCGGGAGCUCAUGGAGGCUUUGGUAACGCUGAACGAAAAGCAGGAGCACCGGGGUUUGAAGCACAAGAAUGCGCUUUUCCGGGCGAUGAAGAGGCUGAAAGAGAUCGGUGAGGAGAAGAGCAAGGCGGGGCCGAACAACCCGGCGGGCGCCGCCACCGCCUGGGGAAAUUGGAACAAGAAGGUGUCAAAAAAGGAUCAGUACUUCUACGAGAUCUCCGAACAGCUGCCUCCCGACCUUUCCGAUAAGGUGCUGAGCAGCCUGGCGGGCAGUGUUGCAGCGCCUGCGCUUCCUGCCCAGAUGCCACCGCCGUUUCCGCGACAGAAUUACACCUCUGGUGGGUCACAGCCCUCCGUGGUCCCAAGAAAGGAACAGCAAACAGGUGGAUCCAGUGUUCAACAGAAUUCUUCUACCGCCGGCGGAACCGCACAGAUGAACCAGCAGCACCCAAGUAAAGCGCUGCUGCCUUUCUCGUCCAAGGCAGGGCCACAACCGGCAGCGCAGAACAACGGUCCUCCAUACGAACACGCACGACCAGGACCACCGGCGAACAAUAAUAUUGGAGGCAAUAAAGGUGGACCACCAGGAGCGCAGCAGCAGCAUCUUCAACGCGCUAGUUCUAGUAGUGCGCAGCACCAAUCGCAGGGUGGGGCCGGCCCAGGUACAACUGGCGGUGGUACAACACAGCAACAGCACUCCUCGAGAGGACUGAAGGUAAACUACGCAGCUCUGAACGGUGGUGGCGGGGGUGCCACAACCACGUCCUCGGCGCAUUCGGAAACGCAGCCCGGGUUCAAUGCGUCAUCCCGGACCAGUUCGGACCGCGAGCGCGAGGACGCCACAACCACCAGUCAGCACUUUUCGACGCAAAAGUUCGGAACCGGGUUCUCUUCCGGAGCGGGAUCAAAGCACUCGAGCCAACCCGACGUGCACUUCAGUGUAACGAGCAGUAAGCCGAACCGAGGAGAAUGGGGCGCCGCACCAACGAUGGCAGGAGCUUCGUCGUCCGCUACUUCUUCGGGAACAACCACAGCGACUUCUGCCGCUUCGCAGACAUCUUCACAGCAAGGGACUACGAUGAAGAAACCGCAGCUGUCGCAGCAAACGAAGCGAAAGCUGAAGGAUCUGGGACUGCAGGAAGUGGAGGAAGCGUUGCUGCAGGAUCCGGACUUUAACGAGUCCGAGUUUACUCGAAAUAACCUGCCCGGCCUGGUAACCGAAGUCGCACCGGGCGAUGGGACCAGUACCAGCGCCGGUGGACGCGGCGACCGGGCGGGGGGCAAGAACCGGGCAGCUCCCGCUCUUCGCGGGGCGGAUACUAGUAAAGCUACUUCAUCUUCUAUGGUGCAACAUCAAGGGCCUAGCACUUCUGGCGAGAUGUUGCAGUCCGGUGGUUGUGCUACUUCUAGCACGAUGGUCGGCAGCACCAGUUGUAACUCUACGUUCAUCGGGGGAAACAACAAGGGCUUUAAUACCACCUCAAGUUCUUCCAGUACGAACAAGCACGGCAGUAAGAAGACCUCAAGUACCUCCACCCCGGUGGGAGCCGGGGCGACUCAGGUCAUGAUUGGAAGCACGACGAGCACCUGUACCACCACGACUGCCGCAGCGUCUUCCGCGACAACCGCGACCUUUGAGGGUGAUGACGCCUCCUGUUCUUUGGAGCAGCAACCGGGAGCGGGCCUCGAAAGCGGCAGUGUAUUGGCGGCAGAAGGAGUCGCUGGGGCGAAGAAAAAGAAGAAGAAACAAGGGACCCGGGGCGGCAAGAGGCAGCGCGAGAAGCAGGCGGAAGUUGAUGCUGCUCUGAAAACUAGCACGAGCCUGUGCAGCGACCCCGAGAACCAGGGGUUGAAUGUCAGUGGCGCAACGACCUCCAACGAACAACAACCUGGGGAGCAGCAAGCCAGUCUCUCCGCAUCAUCGCACGAGAGUUCUUUUACAAAGGUGGAACAAGAAGAGGACAAUGCAGCCUGCGCUGAUGAUUCGCCGAAGAAGGACCCUUCCGAUGAUGUCGCCAGGGUAAGUACUGAGAAAGACGACGACAAAGUUGACGUCCCGACAACGAGAAUCAACACGAGCGACGCGAAGGAAGAGGAAAUCGCAAACCAGACCGUCCAGAACAUCAAGGCGCCUUCAUCGCGGUCUGACCUGGACAAAAAUGGUGACUCGCAGCUUGAUCCGGAUGCCUCCGCGGCAGGCACAGUAGAACCUGAAGCGGUGCAGCCCGCUCCAGCUGCGCCGGUUGAAAAGGAGUCGUCUCUAGAAAAAGAGGACGAUAAUUGCGUCGACGACGUUGAUGAUGAUUUGACGGAACCUGAGAGGGAUAUUCCAGAAAGCACGAGCACGCCACGAGUUAUCACCACAAAGCGGCUCGAGCCGGAAUCCUUCGACAAAAACGCGGCGGAAAGCCGGCAGGUACUCGUUCGAUCGGAGAAGUACACGCUGUUGUUGAUCUAUUUUGAUUUCCGCGCAAGGUCUAUAAAUAUGAGUUUUCGUUCCCUAUUAAGUUUCGGGUAGCACAUAGUACAAAUGUGCUAUACAGCUGCACCUUUCUCAGGUUGUUGCCGACGAAGCCACCGAGGCCGCUCGCGGGGAGGAGAAACGCAAAUGCGACGCACCCACGGGAGACGGUAUUAGUUUGGUUUAUUUUUUGAUCGAUUGUGAUUUGCUCUUGUUGCCGCGAUAUAAUAUGUGAUUCGUCUGCUCGGUGAAGUUUUACUUCUUUCACUUUGACAAAAAAGGUGAAGAAGAUAAUGCGGACGAGACGACUGACUCAGCCACGAAGGUGGAUGAGGAUGCCCCUAGUCAGGCCGCAUCAGAAGCGAAAGAGGGUAAGUAAUUGGACUUGCCGCGUUCAUCUCUAAAUCAUGCGCAUGCUCACUUUAUACUAGUAGUAUCAUGACCACAUUGACAUUCAUCGCUGAGAGAUGGUAAGCUCCAAUGUGGAGACUCGUGGAGAAAUAUGUGAGUUGAACUCAAUCGAGAGCCGACUAUUAGAUAUGAUGAAACGGAUCGAAAUAAAACGGCAAUCAUGAUAAAAUCAGCCUCUAGCGCGCCGGCAACAAAGCCAGCGAGUAACAAGCCAACGAAGAAAAAAUUGAAGACGAAAACCGCAAGACAACAGGCAGCGGACGAGAAGGCUUUGGCGGAGGCACUGGUCUUGGCAGAAAAAGCGCGGAAGGAUUUGGAAAAAGGUAUCAAGUACUUAAACACAUCAUGUGCUAUUGCAGCGCGGGAAAUUCUUCCUAGUGCUGCGCUUCAUUUUUUUCCACGACGGGGCGCGCGCUAUAUUCAAUCCACAAGGAUAUGAUUAUGAAAACCUAGCAGUUACUAUACUACUCCUUGCUAUGCAAGUAUAACCAAUCACGCACGAAAUACCGGUAGGGAUAGCGUUCCGAAAAAUAUAAACAGACCCUGCAGCGAGCAAAGUGCCGGCGAAGAAGGAGGAGACGAAAGCGGAACGACGCAAAAAGAAGGAAAACUACCAGGCCAUAGCUCGCGAGAAACGACGAGCAGAGCGCGAAGCCGCGGAAUCAGAAGCGCAGUAUCGGUUUAUUUUUGUAUAUGUUUUUCUUUUUUGUUGUAUGUCAGCACAGUUGUGAUAGUAGCGACUUACUAGUUGUGAUAGUUAAUCUUCAGCACGCCGAGAUGUAGCACACAGAGGUUUGUCACAGACAGCGUGAUGCACAAGAUUUCGAGUUGGCUCAAAUUCUUGGUUCACUUUGUGAUAUGAAGAACCUGGCCGACGAAAUGAAAGCUAUGCAUAGCGAGACACUUUCAUCUGUGCCCCUGCGGCACAGCAGAACUCGAGUCGACACCGAAAGUGAAAACAACCGGGGCCGGGACUGCGACGGUCUCGUCGUCCAGAGGAGCAUUUUAUGGAUUCAGAUUCACUUUUAAAGCAAUAAUCGCCCUGUAACUUCUUGACUCCACAGCUUAAAGAAAGAGAAGACCCAGCAAAACGAGAUCGUAAGGCUGUUCAAAGAGCAUAAUUAUAGCGAGGGCAGCCCGCCAAGCUGGAUGGGCGAGGACGAUAACGAGGACAGCACACAGGCACUGAUAGAUUCCUUAACCAGCGGAGCAAACACAACGCACUCCUUCGGGCCGUAUCAGCAGAUGCAAAAACUUUUAUGGAAGCAGAACUGAUUCGAUCGCUUCACUUCGAUCAGCUGGUGCGUAUCGCCCCGUCUUGGAAAAUAAACAGGCUAUCCAACAUAGUAUAGCGAGAUCUUGACUGGAAACGACGCACGCAUGAAAAAUUGAAUGCAUAGUCGUGAAGAUGAAUAAGAAGGAGCAAUGAGUUCUUCAUCUGGACAGUGUACGUUAUUGGAAUCGCAGAAGGCCUCGUUUGCAGCACACCAUCUUCGGUUUCUGAAAGAGACGUUUUGAAGAUGUUCGCUAGUGGAGCGACGAAUCAGUUACCUUGGUGGAUAUCCCAACCGCGACGGCGAGCCAGCGAGCCGGAUCUACGACUUUUCCAGUGAAACCUUGGUGCUGAGCAAGGUCACUGACAAUUGGGAAAAUGCAAACGGCAUGAUGAUAUCCUGUGCAAAAGUAUCGCACUCGUAGUAGUUGCCUUUGUGCAUAAUUACCAAGGUAAAUCAGCAUGCUGGGCUAGUUUGUAAUGCAAUUUAUACUGAUGCGAUGGGAUGGUUUUGCACUGUAUAGAUGAACGGGUCGUCCAGCUCCACGCCGUCUACUACGACAACCCAGUCUUCGGCAUUGUCGCGGGGUAUGCAAACCUCCCUCCGGGAUGCGCAGGGCGAGCCGUUCCACGGGUCCGCAGCGCAGUUCCACGGGUCCGCACCGCAGAAGCAUCUGCAUCAGCUGUUUUCGUCGUUGACCGAUAGUACUAGCGUUGGAGGUGCGGGCACAACUACAAGCAACGACACGUCGUCGUUGCAGCAGGAGAUGAACUACAACCCCACAAAUAAUACUUCUUCCUCGUUCAGCAGGCUCGACCGCGACCGGCGAAUACAGGCGGGGCAGCCAGUCGUUGGACCGUUGCCACCCCCUGGAGAUAGUAGUAUCUUUGGUGGAUCCUCUUCACGCAAGAGCAGUAGAAGGCGGUCGAAGCCUAAUAUGGUAGUACCCGAACUGGUAGCUACCAGCAACACUUCGGGCACGAGCUCCGGCACGAGCCACCUCGUCUUCAAGAAGCGGGGCGACGAUGGAUCGGCAAAAUUGCCCUCGAGGAGGACCAGUGGCAGCGCAAAACGAAACUCUGGCGAUCACAAGAGCAAGACCAAAGCGGAUUAAAUUUGUUCCAGUCCUCGGGCAAGCAACGCUGCACCCGACAUCAGGACCUCGUCGCACCCUCCACAAGGAAUCCGACCCGGCGAAGCAAAGCCAAACUUUCCGGUACACCUGGAUCGCUGAGCUGCUUCACAAUGAAAAGAGGCAACCGCGGGACGAGGAGAAAUUAGUACGUAGGAAAAGUAAAUAAACAGUACACAAUUAGUUUAGAAGUUUGAGUACGUCGAGCGCUUAGAAGUGCCUCUUUUUUGCGGUAAAAAAGACCAAGAGACGAUUUAUUGAAAGUCAAAUGAACAUAGCAAUGAAUAAGAUACUAGCUCGUCGCGACAAAAGCAAUUCCGAUGUGCUACUUAAGUUGAUCUUAGAUAAACGAAUUCUGAAAAAAAAUCCAGCGGCCACUCCAAACGCAUCGCAACCCCGGUUGCAAAUGCGAUUGUGAUGGUAGAAGAGUCCUGGCUCUGGCUGAAUGACACUUCGUAAAUAAAAAGCGACAAUGCAAAAAUGCAAAACUUGCGUAAAAACUUAAUGAGCCACACAACCUGGUUGCGCUUUCUUAUUUUUUAUUCCUGCAUCUCUAGUGUUUCAUCUUUCACACAACAUCGUCGCACUCUUAAAGUUCCGGUACGCCAAUCCCCAUACUAUGCUAUGCCAAAUCCUAUCUAAUGAAAUAGUUGCUCAUUGUGACAAUUGUUUUGUCUUGCAAUGUACCGAAAACGACCUGUGCCCUCCUCUAUUUCAUUUAAGUAGCUUCAAAAUGUUUUUUCUACCACCACGAACGGUCGUGAAUCCUUUCGCCAGAAAAGAAACCAUCAUAGUUUGAAAAAAUAUAAAAAGAAUGUCAAUCUCAAUGCUCGAAAGUCUUGCUUUUCGAGGAUAUUUCUUCGAUAAUUGGCAGCUCCUGCUCUCUUAAGCUGAGUUAGUGAUGGUCGCCACAUCCUUCUUCACUAUCGAAUGUCUAAGUCUUUUACAACUUUCAAAUAUUUCACUUUAUCCAUGAAAAUGAUAAAGGAGCGAGUCAAAAGAUUGUCUAGCAGCAUGGCGAAUAUGUUUCGCGGCGUAGUUUUCUUUGUUUUCUUUACUUGUGCACUCUUCGUUUAGGUUUUUCCUCCUGAAGAAACGAAAUCACACUUGAAAAACUUUUGUAACGUAGUUUCUACUUAGAACUAGAGCGGUUGCGGUUCCCCGCGGUUCUUUCUUGUCAAAAGGUAGCAGUGUGCCCACUAAACCGUCUUGACAACUGAAGCAUUUGUGCUUCUGCAUUUGUUUCAGCUUUGGUAGUUUUUGAGUUUCAAUGUGUGCGUCCGUGUUGCCAAUUCUUCGCCGACGACUCUGGCUCAUCGUUUUGUCGGACCUCCGGCACUCCAGAAAAGCGAAAAGGAAAAUUAUACCAGAUGUAGUUGUCCAAAAUGUCAUGCAGGACUAGAUCGCUUUCCGAUUCCGAAGCAGCGGCUGCAAAACUUCCAUGAUUAAAAAACACACACAAACAGAUCCCGGAUGAAAAAGAAUAUGGCGAAGCAAGUAUUACAGUGAAAAAUGCCCCCACCCCAGAACUUGGCAGAGUCUGUGUUGCAAACUUUCCCAAUAGAAACAUUCCCCGUCUUGCAUAAUUCAGCAUCACAAAUUUCUAAUGCGGAACAGCUAAAAUUUGUGUUGCGCGAGAGCCCAGCAGCAGCCGGGGCUGUCAUGUACUUAUAUUUAUAAGAUGCCUUACUCGCCUAGGUUCCGCAUCAGAAAGAGUCAUAGUCCUUUCAUGCAAGACAAAAAGUUUUCUUCUGGAAACUUUGCAUCAGAAAUUUUUGCAAAAUCCGGGGUGGGGGCAUUUUUUCUUUUGAUAGCAAGUCCAGGAGGAGGAUCCCGAAUACGAGCGUCAGCGCCGCCUAACAAACGCUUUAGGUAGUUUAACAUAUAAUUCCUGUUGUUUCUUCGUUUUCUUGAAUUGAUGGCCUGUUUUCACUUCCAAUAAACCACCGUGUAGCAGGUUGUCGUGAAGAAGUAAACGUAUGUAGUCGUAGUAAGUACUUAUUUUGAACCUGCGAAGCAGCUGGAUUACGAUUAUGGUAUGAAAUGAUACAAGAACAAGAUUUCUUGUCGCAUCUGGUAUUAAUCUGCACCCCGGUGGUCUAGAGCUAGGCGGUUCUUGGCAACACCGAGACAAAGAACGCUCAAUGAAUGAUAGGAAAUUAGCAAAAAGAUGUCCUCUCAGAGCAACUGCGGAACAGUUCGAGACGAGCCUCGUGUUGGAUUCUGCUGCAGUAGGCGCCUGGCGGCGAAGACCAUGACCUAGUGCGCGCGGCUUCGACAUGCUGGAGAAGCUUGUUUCCGGUUCCCCUGGGGGCUUGCUCGUGAAGCAUAAUCGGAGCUGCCCGGAUAUGAUUGUCGGACAGCAAAGGACAGCAUUGACUUGAUAUUGGUUUUCUUGUGCCAGACGAAAAAUGAACAAUUGUCUACUUUCGAAUUUCUGUAAUUUUUCAAGACCAAGUUUUAUGAAUAUGAAUGUCUUCAAGAACAAGAGUUUCAGAUUCAGAAUGUCCUCUUUUGCGCAUAACGUUGCUUUUGAUCACGAUACUAGUGUCACAAGAUUCAUGAAAAAUGGUAACAGUUGUCUCAAACCGAAAGGUCGUUCGUACCCUCUACAGAACGUGGCGUGUAUCAAUCUUCAUUGAGUUGAUUAAUUUGUGGGUUUGAGAUAUAACCCUGUCACUGUCAGAGAUUAUUUUUGCUCCCUCUCAUGGAUGUAAAUUCUAAUUUUAUCUUGCCAACGGCAGCCCUACAUUGGGUCAUUACAACGACCUUUCACCCCGGCCCUGCAACACGUUCUUUCCUACUUCCAUGGAGUAUGCGAAGAAUUCAUUGCUCUUUUCUACCGCUGCAAGGGAGAGAGAGAGACGAGAAAGCAAGAGGAAUACGAGAGGGAACAUCAGAUCAGAGCGCCACGCGGACGUGACCACUGAACGCAGGGACGACCUUGAGGGUCAGGAGCCUCCCCUUUCUUCGGAGAGGCAUGAGCGAGACCCACUUUUGAGUAGCGCAAAGUGUCAGCGUCACUGGUGUGCCCGAUGAGUGGAGUAAGAGAAGGACCUCAUUCAAAGUUUCCAAAGAGUAUGAGUGGCGAGUUUGCUCUUUUCUCUUGGAGAAAUAACGUCGACGCGAAUAUGUAGGUCAAUGACGCGGGAAAUAUUAAAAUCAGGUAACCCCACGACGCGCAUCCACGGACUUGGGCCGGAUAGUUGGCGCGACCAGGUGCAAUCCCACGCCGUUUUUCCCAAUCACCAUCCUCCCCAAUUGUACCAGGGCUUGUUGCUACCGAAAGACAAAAACGAGGAGACGCUGAAGAGUCUGUACCAAGGGUCGUCGCGGCCGAGGGCCCAGCUGCUUCACCCUCACGCUGGCCACCACCAUCUGUGGCACCAGAUGCAGCAGGCACAUCAAAACCAAGCCCGGGAAAGCAGCGGUGACGAUGAAGACGUGGACGUCGGUAGCUUCGUGGCCCAAAAGUAUGUAACUGGGACCAGCAGUAUCGAAUGCAAAUAUGUCUGGGUCUGGGAGAUUCGAUUGCAACUUGUCAUGCGAAAUUUGAAUCAUGCAAAAAUCCGUGUUGCUUGAGUGCCAAAAGCAGUCCACUUUCGACGAAGCUGGGACGGAGUUUCUCAUGCAGGAGAGGCAUGACGAUGACACAGAGACAGACAUCACAGAGUCUGUCAUGCUUGGUCCCGCAUUCCAGACCUCAUGGAUCAUGGAAGACCUGCAUGACAAGUGUACACACUUCCAGACCCAGACAUUUUUGCAAUCCAUAAGCAGCCGGUUGUACGGAGCUUCGGGCAGCACGAGCAGCAGGAUCGUGGAAAACCCGUCCUGGCAAAGUCGUUUUUCCACUACCUCACAUAUUCGGAAGCCGACGGCGGGCCGGGAUUCGUCGGACUCGGAGGAGGAGCAGAGCGAAACAAAAAUUAUGAACAAGGCUUUGGUAUCCUGUGCGAAAAAUAUUACCACCUCUGAUCUGCCACAUUCUGUGCAUCGUUCGAAAGAAGCUACAAUGUAUGACAGGGCACGUGCUGACUGCCCAGGGCUGUCUGUCACCGCACAGUGACGAGAGCUGACCAGUCUGUGGACGAAGUAGCUUCCUCGGUAAAAUUUGUCUUCUGUGCAGUCGUGAAGUUGCGGUGAUGCGGUCAUACAUCGCUGACUACGUACAUGAUAUUCGUCUUCGCGAGCUUUGUUUUUGCACAACGAAUGCUGCCGCUGGCAGGGUGAGUCGUGUUUCUGCAUUUGAGGAUAGCUUGCUCAAAACCCAGGUGCCCUCCCUUGUCUGAUGCGUCAAACCGCAUAUCAUGACCGGCAGAUGAAGCAGAUGGGUCAGGCUAUGUCAAAGAGGAACGAGAACGCAAUCCACACUAAUAAUGAAGAAGAGGAAGAGGAUAUCACCCGCACAAUCGACCGCAUACGUGAAGUGGCAAGAAAGAACGGGAAGAUCGACCCGACCCACAUGCCGGACCAUCCCAUCAACAUCGCCGAAGGUACGAUGAGCGGUUUCCUCACGAGGACCAGCGAUUCCUCGUCCUCGCCCGGGACGACCACGACCAGGACGGGUGCAACUACGUCCUCGCGGCAGCCGCGUCCACGGGUGCAGCACAAGCUUGAGCCCCUGGAUCCCAUUCAGCAAAACGUGGCCAAGCUUUUGAUGGCAGAGACACAGAAGACGAGCAUGGCCGCAGCAGAGACAGGGUUGCUGACCUCCAGCAGCGUGGACGUGACGAAAAUUAGCAAAAAGAUGGCAGAAGAGGUUCCCCGCGAUGAGCACGUGGUGGACGAGGAGUUGAUGAAAAUGCUGAGCUCCAGCAAAAGGGUACGUUCGCAUCUCAACAUUGACGGAGACAGUGCCGCGGCAAAGAACAUGAUCGACAGCGACGCGGGCGAACGGCAGUACCGCGUAAACAAGGAGAACAACAAUUAUGGCACCGCGGAUGAGAUCAACAUGAACAAGCGGGACGAAACAAGCAAACCGAUAGUACCGAAGUUCGCAACCCGGGCUGCUCAGCUGCAAAACAGUCGCGCUGGUGGUGGCAACCAUUUCAUGCCCACCACGAGAAACGCGAACCCCCUCCAGGCCGCAUGCAGUGCGAUCCAGCUGAAGCCGUCCAAAACGACCGGUACACUCACGUUUUCCCGUCGGGAAGUGGAAGUGCUUAAGCACGAAAGCACCACCAGCGAAGAAGAGGAGGACAUCAUGGAAAACAAAGAAAAGCAUAACAAGGAGACAAAUACUUCUAGUGAGAACAACUACAAGCAGAAGAAUGACACCAGCACGCUGAACAUGAAAAAGUCCUCGCUUGUUGACGAACCGACGAAGAACGAUGAGGUGGAGGAGGUAAAAAUAAAUCAGAGAAAAAAUGUCAUCAAGUGUAGUACAACGGACCGUUCUAUCAAAUGUAAAAAUGUCUGGGUCUGGAAGAUUCUGAGACUUGUCAUGCAUGUUUUGCCUCGGCCAUGAUGUCUGUGAUGCAUGCCCUAGCAUCACAGAUUUUUUGAGGGCUUCGCGAUGCCUCUUCCGCAUGACAAAUGCCCUCUCCGCGUAGCAAGAAUUACACUCCCUUUGCUGCUCAUGCAAUACAGAUUUUUUUGGAAUCCAAAUUCAGCAUCACAAGUUGCAUUCUUCCAGACCCAGACAUUUUUACAUUUGAUACGUUCGGAUGUUGAACAGCGGCAGGCGCGAUCCGCACUGCGGAUGGCGUAUCAACUGCAAAAAUGUCUGGGUCUGGAAGAUUGCAACUUGUCAUGCUGUUUUUGGACUCUAAAAAAAUUUGCAUUGCAUGACCAGCAAGAGGGGCGCGCUUUGUGCUACACGGGCAUGGCAUUUCUGAUGCGGAAGGUGCAUCAGGAAGCCCUCUAAAAGUCUGCGACGCUAGGUCAUGCAUUACAGGCAUCAUGGGUCAUGAGAAAUAUGCAUGACAAAUCUUGCAUUCUUCCAGACCCAGACACUUUUGCAUUUCAUAUGGCGAGUUACAAGCGACUCGGGGUAGUUCCCGCUGUGAACGAUGGUCCCCCAUACGACCUCGAUGAGCAGGCUCUGAAAAGAGAGAACGUGAAAUACGCGCCCACGACCUCCGACCGCGCUUUGUGUCCCUUGAGCCAAGGGAAUUAUCUUUUUGAAAAAGAUAAAGAAGCGAAUGAUGUUGAACAAGACAGCGUAAAUUCCGCCGACGAAAGUGCCGUGAUAGGUGCCAACGAUCGCAAUUGGCGACUUUACAUGGAAGAGGGUUUCAAGAUCCGGCCGAAGGGCUCCUCCUCGUACCGCACUACAGGAGGCGCAGCUGCCCGCAUUACGGGAGGUGCAGCUUCAAAGACGUCCACCUCAUCUGCGGCCGUUUCUAGUAUUCCAUCGACGGCAGGACAUGCACAUCCUGCGGGAACAACGACCACGACGGCCGCAACCAGCAGCAUCAAAACUCUGGGCGGGGGUGUUAAGUCCGUUCAGAGCUGGCGGGGCGAAAUCAAGGCUGUCGCGCAGAGGAGGAGGCAGGCGGCUGCACAGGAGGUGGAACAUCAAGCGCAGGCCGCGCAGGAGACUACGCAGUCGGUAGCGGAAAGCUCCGAGGAGUAUGUGCAACAGCUGAUUACGCGCGUCGUUGCCCAAGCUGCGUCCACCUCCGCCGCGGCGUGCAGUUCCUGCCCCAGUGAUCAUGAUACAGCCGGAAUAGUAGGUGUGGAGCAUGGAGUGGACGCCGCGAUUGUUAGUGGAGGAGCAUCGUCCUGCGACAUAAUUUUCGACGAGGAUCUCAAAUCCCAAUCCGGCGACGAGUCCGACCGUGGUCUGCACAACGGUUCUUGUAACGACAGCGACGCGAGCGGCCACACCAUCGCAGAGGGGGACGAUUUUUCCCCUUCCGGGGGUCCUCGGCUCGGAAGAACUACGUCUGUCGACUGCUUGUCGGAGAAGACACUCCCAGGAAAGAGGAAUUUUUACACAGGACGAGCGCCGGUAGGCGUCGUGAGACCGCCGGUGACCUCCACGGCGCCCAAACUAGUACCCAGUGGAGCAGCUCGUGGGGACACCAGCGGCGAGGAGGAACAAGAUGUCGGUCUUGUUCCUAGCAAGCAGAACGUAACUAUUUCCUCGUCGGAAUCGGAGUCUGAGGACAAUACCUCCCAAUCGGCGCAAUAUCUGCGUUUGCAUCGUGUGCAAAAGAAGCUGAAAAAGAGGAGCAAAGAAGGCGCAGCCGCCAGGGAGCUGUCGAACUACAGCAACGCCGAGUCCGCAUCUGGAUCAUCCGUCGACACCCCACCGGCGGGGGCGUGAAAACAAGAUGCGACGUCGUGCAAGUGGCUCAGCAAAAGUCGUUGCAUCGAGGUCGUCGAUCUUUUGGUUGGCGCGCUCUGCUUUCACGAUUUUUUUUUUUUUACGCAGGUCGCAGAAUGAAAGAACCAUAGAUAACCAACGCAAACAAUGAAAUUCGUAUUCAUGAUGUCCUCCCACCGCGCAGGAAUUCGAGUACGUGGCUGCGCAGGCGCGCGCGCCGAUGAUAUUUGCCGUUGAACAUAAGCGAAAUUUGUCAAAGUCAGAAAGUAUGUUGUAUAUCACAGAGACAUCAACGGUCUAAAUUUUUAUCGCGCACCUUUGAUGAGAUCCAUGCCACUAACUUUUAUUCUUUUGCAAACACUAGAAUUUGGAUUUGCUGUAUUUGGAUUCACUUGUACUUGCUCACGAUGAAACCAUCUGCGUUUCGUAGCGCUUAUGGGUGGAACAUGGGCUUUAUGCUUUUGCAUAUCUUGCUCCUCUGUUUUGCAGGACUGUAGUCGUCUCGGAUCCAUGAAUUCGGCACUACGCAGACGUUCGAUUCAGUACGAGGAAGCAUUUUAAAGUUUUUAUUUGGAAAUUAAGUAUUCAAGUCGCGAUGUUGAAGUUGAAGACUCCUUCUAUGUGUAAGUAUUCGAUUCUAGUUUCCCUCUUUCUUUUUGGUUUUCCGAUGAAAAAUUGCGGGUUUUUGCUAGGGAUGAACCUCGCUACAGAUUUAGAAAUUUAUACGUUUUCAGCAGUUUAUUCCUGACUUCAUAUUUCGUAACUUUUUGCCUUAGUGUUAACAGCAGCUUCGUUUCGGAUUCCGCAACUAUGAUUGUGAGUCUUGCACCGAAAUUUAUCAGUACGAUUUUGAAAACAACGAACUACAACAUCAUGGAUUGUAGCCUUGUUUUAAAUAAUUUUGCGAUUGAGUACGUUUUUAUACUAAUACAGGUCGUCGACGUCGACGAGGUUUCGUUCUAUGCUUCUGUCAAAACAGAUUGAUAUAUUCAAGUCUUCGAUAAAAUUGUCAAGUUUUCAGCGUGUAUCGGCAGACACAAACACUAACACAAAGACCCCAGAACAUAUCACUUCGAAUUUCUUACAACGUUGUAAUUUGGAAAAGUUGAAAUCAACAUAAUCAAGGUCAACCACCCAGCACAGGAGAGUCAACUUUUGUUGCCCAAUUUGACCGGGACUGGCGACGUGACCGGGAAAGAUGUAUUGCUUUUCUCGAUCAUGGCACGACAUGAAAUAUCCGGGGGCUGCUAUGUAGAUGAGAAUGACUCAUAAAAACGAAAAGGAGCAGGACGCUUCCUAAUCGGUCCAAGCGCACUUAUCUAUAGGACUUCUCGGUUUUUUUUUCUACUGGUCCAAAUCGUGAUCGGUCGUGGAACGUCUGUAUUCGUUCAACAAAACUCAAACUGUAUUGGUUCGGUAUCGUUCGGCUUGAUACUGCCCUGCGACUUCCAGUUUCAGGCUAACCCGGAAAUCCACGAGAGGUCCACACACUAUACACAACCAAAGCCAAGGCAUCAAUCUUUUAUGACAUGCUUUUUUCGUUUUCUUUACAUUGCUUCAGCCUAAUUUCACAGAACUCGUUUCUAUGAAAGCUUCAGUUCGCAGUUUGUCAGUACAAGUGCUUACUCCUGUCCUCUAAUAAUCUAUCAUUUGAUUUUUUUCUGUAAUAUGCAAGAACGAAUACUACAAUGGAAGCAACUCGCAAAGACGAUGCACACGCACACGCAGCAAAGGUGACAGCUGGACACUUCGCGUUACACUAAUUCGCGGUCCUGGCACGUGCAUCGAUAUUUUUUCACAUACAAUUUUUC
Amoebophrya sp. A120 is the source of this 18728-nucleotide messenger RNA. The record is from the annotation of a GenBank genome assembly. NCBI's taxonomy places the organism in Eukaryota, Dinophyceae, Syndiniales, Amoebophryaceae.